Penaeus vannamei (Pacific white shrimp) is the source of this 611-nucleotide messenger RNA. Lineage: Eukaryota; Metazoa; Arthropoda; Malacostraca; Decapoda; Penaeidae. The record is from RefSeq and is a predicted model, not a curated record.
CUUUAUCUCUUCACAAAGAACUCAACAUUAUUGCGUAAUGAAAUAGCGGAGCUGAUUAAACUACCAAGCAAUGAUAUAAAGGAAAUUUUACGUGGGGUGGCUCGUUACCGAGCAUCUCGUGCUAUUUGGGAAUUUUUACUUCCAACAGACAAAACAUUCUUAAAAAAGUACCCUGAUGUUGUUCAGAGACAGCAGAUGAUUUGGCAGUCAAGAAAUGAACAGUUGUCGCAUGUUUUCAAAGAGAAGCAAAUCAAACAAGAGGAUGGUGGAAAAGCCUCUAGUUCCUCCACUUCCCUGAAGAAGGCUCGAGGGUCUAGAGGCAAGACGGACACUUCUGACGAUCAAUCUGAUUCUCAGAGCAAGCCAGCUAAACUCCGAAAAUGACUAAGUGUUUCAGGCCAAUGUUAGGUGUAAAAUUCAUAGGGCAAUCCAUACUUUUUUUAUUUAUAUAUAUGUAUAAAGGAAACUUCUUUAGUAAAGUUAUGCUACAGAAUAUGAAAAAAAUCUAUAUUAAGAUUAAAUAUAUUCAUUGGAUUUUUCCUCCAACAUAACAAGGAAUGUUAAUGUACCAAGGUAAAACAUCAUAAACAGAAUAAAGUCUUAAUUUCCAA